This is a messenger RNA of Dromaius novaehollandiae (emu), 4631 nucleotides long. RefSeq names its product protein adenylyltransferase SelO-like. The record is from RefSeq and is a predicted model, not a curated record. NCBI's taxonomy places the organism in Eukaryota, Metazoa, Chordata, Aves, Casuariiformes, Dromaiidae. The transcript has 20 exons. Bases 125 to 2161 code for a protein of 678 amino acids.
UCUCGCAGGGGGGCCGGGAGGACAUCCGGGCCGGCCUGCCGCCUCCCCCCUCCGGCCCACCCGGGCCCUCGCAGGGCCCCGAGCGGCGGGCGGGCAGGGCGCUCUCGGCGAGGGAAGCGGCGGCAUGUGGCGGCCGCGCGUGCCCUGGGCGCUCGCCUGGCUCGUGUGGAUCGCCCGCCUCGAGCCCGUCCCGCCGCCCGCGGGCGCCGCUGCGGACUCCAGCGCCGCUGAGCUCCGCGGGAACGGCUCCGGCGCCGAGCACGGUGCCUGCGCAGGGGGAGCUGCUGUCCUCGGCGCCUGGGCGCUCUCCUCGGAAAGCCUCCUAGGUACCCCGGGCUCCCGCCGAGAUCCUUUUCCAAUUGAUCCUAUUCAGGAAAAUUACGUCCGUAACGUGAGAAACUGUAUUUUUUCGGUUGCCUAUCCUACACCUUUUAAAUCUAGAGUUCUUCUUGUAGCUGUUUCAAAGGAAGUUCUUGAAAAUAUUUUGGAUCUUGAUGUAUCUGUCAGAGAGAGAGCUGACUUUCUUCAGUUCAUCAGUGGUGAGAAAGUGACACUCGGGUCUAUUCCUUUGGCCCACAGAUAUGGAGGUCAUCAGUUUGGUAUCUGGGCAGGUCAGCUGGGUGAUGGAAGAGCCCACUUGAUUGGAGUAUAUACAAACAGGCAUGGUGAGAGGUGGGAACUACAGUUAAAGGGUUCAGGAAAGACCCCGUAUUCCAGGAAUGGUGAUGGAAGAGCAGUGCUUCGCUCUUCUGUGCGAGAAUUUUUAUGUAGUGAGGCUAUGCACUAUCUUGGAAUUCCUACAAGCAGAGCUGCAAGGUGUUUUUCUUUUAUUAUUCACAGUAUCCUUAUUUACAGCUUAAUUGUAAGUGACGAUGAUGUAUGGAGAGACCAAUUUUACAAUGGAAAUAUUAAGAAAGAAAGAGGUGCAAUAGUGCUACGUCUUGCCAAAUCAUGGUUUCGUAUAGGAUCCUUAGAAAUCUUAGCUCAUUCCGGGGAACUGGAUUUACAAAGAAGAUUGCUGGACUUCGUCAUCCAGGAACAUUUUCCAUCAAUAGCCAGGAAUGAUUCAAAUAGAUAUCUGGAAUUUUUUUCUACAGUUGUAUUAGAGACUGCAAAUCUGAUUGCACUGUGGAUGUCUGUGGGUUUUGCACAUGGUGUAUGCAAUACAGAUAACUUCAGUUUAUUAUCCAUAACAAUAGAUUAUGGUCCAUUUGGAUUUAUGGACUCCUAUGAUCCAAAUUUUGUUCCAAACACAUCUGAUGAUGAAAGGAGGUAUAAAAUAGGAAACCAGGCAAAUGUUGGGCUGUUUAAUCUGAACAAGCUGUUACAAGCUCUGGAACCUUUAUUGGAUCCCAGGCAAAAGCAGCUAGCUUCACAGAUUCUACAGGAAUAUGGUAAACACUACUACAUCCGUUUUACAGAACUAUUCAAAAGAAAACUGGGUCUUCUUGGGGAGAAUGAGGAUGAUAACCAUUUGAUUGCUUUUCUCCUAAAACUCAUGGAAGAUGCGGAGGCUGAUUUUACAAUGACAUUUCGACAGCUCAGUGAAAUUACUGAAGACCAGUUAAAGGAACUCCAUAUUCCUGAGGAGUUCUGGGCUCUGCAGGAUCUGGCUAAACACAAGUUAUUUUCAGAAUGGGUUACUAUGUACCUCUUGAGGUUAAAUAGUAACAAAGGUGAUUCUGAUACAAAGAGAAGAAAAAGAAUGGCAACUGUUAAUCCUAGGUAUGUGCUUAGGAAUUGGAUAGCAGAAUCAGCAAUACGAAAAGCGAAUUUGAAUGAUUUUUCAGAGAUUCACCUCCUACAGCAAGUUUUACAACAUCCCUUUCAUAGACAGCAGGCUGCAGAGAAAGCGGGCUACUCACUACGUCCACCAGAUUGGGCCAGGGAUCUUAAACUGGAGAUGGAGCAAGUGGGAAAAAUUUGGAGCUUAAUUUGGGAGUACAUAUACAUCCUAAUGAAAACAUGUAGUCUUUGUCCUUCUACAUACCUCCUCCUUUCUUACAUGCUUAUCUUCAGACAUGCACAGUGUUUCCUGCUGAAAAUGCUACUGCGGCCUUUGUGUUACCAGGCCAAGGCCUGUUUUCCAGUAGAGACAGAAAAUGGCACCAAGGUUCUGGCAGCAAAGACUUUGAGACUGUUCCCCACUUCUGCUACAUGAACUCACAGAUGCUUGUUCUGAAGACUGAGAGUGGUGGAUGGCUGUGCCUUCACCUCCAUCAGUGGCUUCUUGGCUUCUGCGCACAUGCACGCUGUGUUAUAGCAUGUAAAGCAUGAGGAAGGAGGAGCUGCAAGGAGACAGCCACUACCCAGGGGCCAAAUCCUUGUCACAACAGUACACUGGCACUUUGAGGGGGAUGACAGUGGGUAAAGAAUGACAAACUUGAAGAAAUGCUUCAUUAGUGAAAUUUAACUGGUUCACCACUAGUAGCUGCUGACCUGUACCUCUGAAGAAUCCACUUUCUUCUGAGCCUCUGACAACUCUGCACUGGGAGGAGGAACAAUUUGGGGAAUCUGUCCAUUUGCCUGAACAGCAUCUGUGGCAAAUACAAAGAAGAGGGAGGGAAAAGAGGGUUACGCUUUUGUGAUAUUAACCAGAACAGAGGAUAACAAACUAAGAAAAAGGCUAUAAAAGAUCUUUCCAACUUCCAUCAAAGAACCACUCAUUGCAGGUUUUAUACAUAAUGCAGCAAAAAAACCAUGAUGAUGUCUGUUUUUCACUUUGGGCUUGUUUUGUGACUUUUCAUAUUCAGUACAUUGCCUAAGGAAAACAAACAUGAUAUCUUACAUUAAAACUACUAACUGUCUACAUGCUUCCAUGGUUACAGCUGACAGGAAAAGCAAGUGGCAGAAUUAUGAAGAUGUAAGACAAAUCAUCUGUGUGUGUAAAAGUUAUGACAAACAAAGAUCUUUUUCUUCUGACCAUUGUAAACUGAUGAUUAUGGAAGGAACAGGUAAGGCUGGCAUAGGAAGAGAGAAGGGGAACUGGCUUCAGAAGGGGAGCUAAGCAGAAAACAAACUGGUAUAGUUAAGGCCACUCUAUGACCUUACAUGUUAUAUGCCCGUCUUUAGCAUUUUCAAGUUUGUGGAGUGCUGUAGUAUUAAUUAAAUUCUCAGAUUUUAGUGCAUUUUUUUCCCCUUUACCUUUGCUUAGAGACUGAAAGUGCAGUAGUUUCAUAUGCAUGUCAGGCGAGCUGAAGGUCAGAAGUACUACGGUUUCUUUAGUGACUGAGCUAACAGCUUUGAACCUUUCCCACCAAUCUGGAAUCACAGAAGAUUUGUGAAACCCACUGUAUUCCCAGAUUACUAAAAACCUGCUAGCUGGCUAAGUUAAAGCUCUGCAAAACUUUUGUCCACCCUUAAAGUGUUUGUAAGGGAUAUACAUAAAUACCACAGUACUGCCAGAGUAAGUGAAUGUGAGACCAAAGAAAAAGUUUGCGGUUUUAACCAGAAAAAAUAUCCCCUGCCCCUGUAUAGUCUGGUAAGGAUUAAAUGAACUCUCCAGUUUAGUCUAGGAUUCUUGGAAGCUGUAACAUGUCAUAGUAGCAGAUAGUCUUUGGUGCCUUGUACAUAUAUUUGUAAACCUUAAUGACUGGUUUAGUUCUGUUAUAAUUUACAGUUCAGAGCUCCAGUAAAGACGAACUGCUUUGAGUAUUGCUCAGAUACUCAAAGUACUGCUUUUGAGAGGUCUUAUCUUCACAAAAUGUUCAGUUACAGUAACAUAAGUAUCUUGAAUGAAUCUGUGACUGUAGAACAUCAACCAAUGCUGGUUUAUGUUAACAAAAUACUGUUACUUUCAUGGAUACUGCUAUUCAGUGUAAUAUGGUGGGUAAAGAAAAAAAUAGAGCUGGUUCUGCAAACAUAUCUGCAUAGAGAUGCUUAAAGAGAUCACUCUCAGGUACAAAUCCAUGGAUCUGGUCCCACUCAUGUACCGUGAUUUGACUCCAAGCCACAGUGGAAAGCCCACUUUCUUCUCACAUAUACUGAGAAAGGGCAAAGUAAGGCUUUUGGAAGGUGUUUGGAGGAUUUUGAGUUGUGAGUGUACAUGAAAAUUAAUAAGGUUAGUGGUAUGGGGAAUUGCCUACACUGACUUUGACUCUGACUGUUUUUAUAGCAGUAUGUGCUUGGCCAGCAUGUUCUUCUUAAUAAAGAAAGCAUAUCUUAAGUAUGUGAACUAAAAACAUUCAUGCAAGUUACAGCUAGUAUCGUGCAUUAGUGCAUCUGUAUGAUGAUAAAAUAGGUAACAGCACAUGGAUGAAGCUACCAGAAAAGUAAAGUUAGAGACUAACCCAAUCCUUUCUUCCCCCUUCUCCUAACACCCACACUGUUAUUGUACAAAUGAGUCUGUGAAAGGCUUUGCAGACCCUUCCCCAUGAGAGAGCUAACGACAAGGAAAACAGGAAAGAGAGUGGCUCACCCUAAAAUAAUGCCUUUCUGAAAAGAUCAUCCUCAGAACAGCCCACUCAUCCCUUUUACCCACUGGAAUAAAAGCUCUGACACUGCCAGACUGGAGAUGGACAAAUGGAAAACUUCAAGACAUGGACCAUCAGUCAGGAUAAUAUGGAGGGAGGAUAACGGAUUUGUAUACAGGUGUCAACAGAAAAACUCCUAUUAAAUUGUGUAGAAAUGUG